AUGCCCACAGCCUGCCGGGCCCCCGUGAAAGCCCCAGGGGAGCUGGGGUGCCCGCUGGCAGCACCCCUGGGCGGCCUGCAGGAACACGGGGUCCCCAAGCUCCCCGAGCCUCUGGGCAAGGGCAAGAGCAAGAAGCGGAGGAACAGGACGACCUUCAGCACGUUCCAGCUGGAGGAGCUGGAGAAGGUCUUCCAGAAGACGCAUUACCCCGACGUCUACGCCCGUGAGCAGCUGGCACUACGGACAGACCUGACCGAAGCCAGGGUGCAGGUCUGGUUCCAGAACCGACGGGCCAAGUGGCGGAAACGGGAACGGUACGGGAAAAUCCAGGAGGUGAGAGAUGCGGCGGCGGCUGCCUGCCCCAGCCCUCUCCCCCCCAGGGCAGGGGUCCCGUCCCAUUGCACCCGGGGUCCCCACCGCUAA
Molecule: messenger RNA, 423 nt
Organism: Nipponia nippon (crested ibis)
Lineage: Eukaryota; Metazoa; Chordata; Aves; Pelecaniformes; Threskiornithidae
Source: RefSeq, a predicted model, not a curated record